Messenger RNA from Malassezia japonica, 1137 nucleotides. RefSeq names its product Septin spn4 (gene spn4). The transcript has 5 exons. Gene Ontology annotation, biological process: intracellular protein localization; cytoskeleton-dependent cytokinesis. Gene Ontology annotation, cellular component: septin complex; septin ring; cytosol. Gene Ontology annotation, molecular function: molecular adaptor activity; GTPase activity; GTP binding. The record is from RefSeq and is a predicted model, not a curated record. Bases 1 to 1137 code for a protein of 378 amino acids. Lineage: Eukaryota; Fungi; Basidiomycota; Malasseziomycetes; Malasseziales; Malasseziaceae.
AUGUCGGCGGCCGACGGGAUGACGACAAUGACGACGACGACGACGGAGCCUAUCGGCAUUUCAAAUCUGCCGAACCAGCGUCACAAGCUGGCGUCCAAGACGGGUGCCAACUUUACGCUGAUGGUCGUCGGCGAGAGCGGUACCGGCAAGACGACGUUGAUCAACACGCUCUUCCGUACCGAGCUUGCGCCGGCGCAGGACUACACGCAGCGCUACAGCAAGCAGCUGUCCAAGUCGGUGGACAUUGACAUCAUCAAGGCAGAGCUGGAGGAGAAGCAGUUCCGUGUGAAUCUCACCGUGAUUGACACGCCCGGCUUUGGCGACUACGUCAACAACCGCGACUGCUGGUCGCCGCUGGUCGACUUCCUCGACGACCAGUACGAGACGUACAUGCGCCAGGAGCAGCAGCCGCAGCGCAAGAGCAUCGCAGACAUGCGUGUGCACGCCUGCCUGUACUUCAUUGCACCGACUGGCCACUCGCUCAAGCCGCUGGAUAUCGAGGUGAUGAAGCGCCUCUCUCAGCGUGUGAACCUCAUCCCGGUCAUUGCCAAGGCGGACACGAUGGUGCCUCGCGACCUUGCCAUCUUCAAGGAGCGUGUGCGCGAGGUGAUCCGUGUGCAAAACAUCCAGGUGUUUGCUCCCCCGGUCGACUCAAUCGACGAGGCGAGCGCGGAGCACGCGCGUGCGCUCAUGGCCAGCAUGCCGUUCAGCAUGAUCGGCAGCAAUAAGGACGUGCGUACGCUCGACGGCCGCGUCGUCCGUGGCCGUGAGUACCUCUGGGGUGUUGCUGAGGUCGAGAACGAGAACCACUGCGACUUUAAGAAGCUGCGCUCGCUCCUGAUCCGCACGCACAUGCUCGACCUGAUCACCAGCACCGAGGAGCUGCACUACGAAAACUACCGCCAGAGCCAGAUGGAGACGCGCAAGUUUGGUGAGGGCAAGGUGAAGAAGCUCGACAACCCCCGCUUCAAGGAGGAGGAGGAGGCCCUCCGGCGCAAGUUUACCGAGCAGGUCAAGCUGGAGGAGGGCCGUUUCCGCCAGUGGGAGCAGCACCUCAUCGCCGAGCGCGACCGCCUCAACAAGGACCUGGAAACCGCACACAGCUCCAUCAAGCAGCUCGAGGCGGAAAUGAGGUAG